AUGUCGGAUAAUACACAAGACGUACAGGUGAAAGGCUCGAGUGUACAAAAGCCCGCAGAAACUGUCUCUUUCCUCAUAGAGAAUCAAGAGAUCCAUGUUAACAAAGCAAUUCUCUUCCGUAAAGUUCAUCGCUUCCGAGGUGAAAGCUUUCCUAUCACCUUGAACAUAGACCUCUUAUCAUUCGUGGCGUUUACAAUAUGGCUACACGGGGAUAUAUUGCCAGAAUUGAACAGCGUUUACCACGAGGAACAGGGCCACAUUACAUACUUCGGUUACGACCCCGAAGCACUGUACAAAUUCGCCACAGCCUUGAAUCUGGAACCUCUCGCCGACAAUAUCAUGGAUUGUAUGAGAAAAGCACACCUUUCUGUGGGUAUCGGAUUCACCAAAGCUCAAAUUGAGAAGAUAUAUAACGACCGAAUUAUACGUUGUGGCUUCAGUCUUUUUGCUUCUCUAUGGAUACGUCUCGAGGAAACACGCCCAAACAAUUACUUGAAACUUCUGACGAAGGCUGAUCGUGAUGAGCUUUUGAAAAAUGAAUUUAUCGCUGUGGAUGUAAAUCUACAUCGCCAAGCAUGGUUCUCGGGAAAUCAAAGUCGAUGCAGAUUUCAUCUUCAUCAAUUUGACAUCGGCGAGCCGUGUACUCGAACCCACAGUAUCAGUGUCCGCUCGUGGGUGCUUGAUAAAGAUGGAUCGUUUAGAGAGUUGGAUGAGUGGAGAGCGCAGAGAGGCUAUUGA
Botrytis porri is the source of this 738-nucleotide messenger RNA. RefSeq lists its product as uncharacterized. Lineage: Eukaryota; Fungi; Ascomycota; Leotiomycetes; Helotiales; Sclerotiniaceae. The record is from RefSeq and is a predicted model, not a curated record. The coding region runs from base 1 to 738 and encodes 245 amino acids. The transcript is spliced from 2 exons.